Messenger RNA from Danio aesculapii, 2268 nucleotides. RefSeq names its product protein FAM83F-like. The coding region runs from base 82 to 1749 and encodes 555 amino acids. The transcript is spliced from 5 exons. The record is from RefSeq and is a predicted model, not a curated record. Lineage: Eukaryota; Metazoa; Chordata; Actinopteri; Cypriniformes; Danionidae.
UCAAACAGGUAAAGGUGGGUAGAGCGGGCUGCCCGAAGAAGCCACACAGGUGAACCCGUUGUUUCCGGGAGCGCAGCUGCCAUGGCUGAGUCUCAACUAGUAUGCAUGGACGAUGAACAUGUAAACGUGAAAAUACCGGAGUCCAAACCGGAGUUUUAUUACAGCGAGGAGCAGCGGGCCGCGCUCGAGCAGCUCCUCAGGAACGGGGAUGGCGCGUUCAAGAUGCGCCUCAAAGAGGAUAGCGUUAAAGACUUUCUGUCGGCCAGGGAGAUAAAGUGGAUGCGGGAGACCUUCCAGGAAUAUGAAAGCGACUCGGACACCUGCUGUUCACGGUCGCCCCAUGAUACGAGCGAGGACUCGGGCGUCCACUCUACAUACUGGCCCACCAUGUCUGACACGGAGAUCCCUCCGCUGGACAUCGGUUGGCCCAGCAACGGCCAUUACAAAGGGGUGACUCGGGUGUCGGUUUACACCCACCCACCGAAAUCCAACAGCCCGCAUAUUAAAGAGGUGGUGCGCAAACUCAUUCAAGAAUCUACAAAGUUGAUUGCAGUGGUCAUGGACCUGGUGACGGACCUGCUGAUCCUACAGGAUCUCCUGGACGCUGCAAGUAAGAGAGGGGUGGCGGUGUAUUUGCUGCUGGAGGAGAACGGCCUGCCACAUUUCCUGGACAUGAGCAGCAGGCUGCAGAUUUCUGCACAGCACCUAAGGAACCUGCGGGUGCAAACUGUGAGGGGCUCAGGCAUGCCGCUGUCCUUUGGGCGUCUGCCAGGAUCGCUGUGUUCAAAGUAUAUGUUGGUUGAUGGAGAGAAAGUAAUGUUUGGAUCAUACAGCUUUACAUGGAGUUCCUCUAGGAUGAACCGUAAUACAAUCACUGUGAUGUCAGGACAAAUUAUCGACUUUUUUGACAACGACUUCAGAGAACUAUAUGCUGUGUCUGAUAAAGUGGACUUGUAUCGUGAGUUUCACAUCAGCAAGCCUGCAAUGCAAGUUCCUGUGUUGAAAACGCCAUCGGAACCCAUCAAACUCACAGUUCCCGUGUCCAUGUCGCGCUUCCAGAUCUCUGUAGGAGACACCAAACCAGUGGACCUAAAGGUGCCUGCACAUAAAUACCAUAAUCCUAAGUACUCUUUAGUUGUUGGCAAUAGCCUAGGCGUGACUGGAUCCCUGCAGGAUCUUUCUAAGCUGAGGGACUAUGUUGACCAUGCCUCUGUGAGUAACAUGGAAAAAUUAAUCUACACCAAUGGGGAAAGUUUACAUCCACAGUCUCCUGCGUCCCCAGAUGGGACGGAGGACACAAAAGGUGAAGGGAAGAAGCCCUCGCCAUUUGGUUCUAAAAAGCAACGCUCUUCCUUCAGGAAUUACUUGAAAGGCAGAGCUAACAACCAGAGUCCAGGCACUCUUACUAAAACAACCCAUCAAAACACAGACGCUAAACAGAACAGUCCUAAAGACUUUAAGCCUACCAGCCACUCCAAGGAAGCGCAGUGGUUGGACAAUCAUGUUAGGGAGAAAGAAGAGCCAUCCAGACACAUGAGUCCUGCUCCUCGAAAGAUUUCAGAUGCUGACAGCACCGAUGAGGUUGAGGACACCUUUGAGUUCAUAGAGAAUCCACCGCAGGUGAAGUUUAAGCUCAAAAAGAACAGACUGGGUCCCAGGAGCGUUUCUCUUCAGACUAUUGCCACAGAUGGGGAGGAUGGUCCAAGAGGACGGAGGCGUAACCAGAAGAAGAACUGUAUUCAGUCCUGAUUUGUAUUUCUGCAGGAGGAAUCAAUCAACAUCUGCAUGUGUGCUUACAGAUCAGCAUUUUGGAUACCAGAACAGGUUUUAACAAGAACACUAAUAAUAUGCGAAUGGAAAAAAAAGACGAUAAAUUCUUUAUUCUGUACAGUUUGGACAAUAUAUGAACAGUGAUUCUUGCUACAAUAAUACUGAUUCAGCUGCCUGCUGAUAAAGUAUCGGUGCUGUAUUUUUCAAGGGAUGUGAGGUGGUUUGGACAAUCUCCAAAUUGUUGCUGAUUCAGCAAUCUGCUGCCAGAAACCAAAUGACUAAUAUAAUUUGCAGAGAUCAUGUGGCCUUCUCCCUGUUACCUUUAAAGCUUUGAAAGUAAGGGUCUGAAAGUAGCAUGUUAUGUUUUUAGUUCAGCUGAUCUCUACCCUGCAUAUUUUCCCCUAUCAGUUCCACUUACUCAAUCCUCUUUCAUAAAUGAAGAAGGUAAAAGGUCCACAACAAAGAUGACUAAUAAAAAAGGUCCCUUAUAUAUAUAUA